GACUCUGCUAUCAAUCACGCCUUACUGUUUUGUUCCUGCUGCUACAGACAGUUGCUCGGUUGGCAUGAAAAUAAUAACACUAACUAUGGAUAUUGGGAUCUAAUUGAUUAAAUAUAUGCCUUAUUAAAGUCAUCCCUUGAAGACACUUCCCCAGAUUCUUCACGGAGAUACAAAUGGCCAAAAAUGCCAGAAAAUUCCGGAAUGAAGACAUAAAUCCUUGCAUUGACGAAAGCGAUGCCUCGCAGAAGUGUAUGGAUACUUCUAACUAUAAUAAGGAUAUGUGCACAGUCUACUUUCAGAGAUACAAGAACUGCAGGAAAUAUUGGCACAACAUAAUGUUGCACAGGAGGAGUGAGGGUGUAAAGCCGGACAUGCCCACUGCUACAGAAAGGCAGGAGAUUCUCUCUGGCAUUGGAGGGAAGCCAUAUUGAGGAGCCAUGAAGUUUAUACAGAGACACCAGGGGUUUGGCGGAGCUUCUGCUGUUGCUGAAACACUGCACGCUUCGUCGAUUCUGAGACGUCUUGCGAAGACAAAAACCAUGAGAGCAAUUUUUUGGAAACAAUGUCAUGUCGUUGUAAUUAGUUAUAUCUAAGCAUUUUUCUUUUUGUAGAAAUGAAUGUACAUCCAGUAAACUUUCUCGAUCAAA
Molecule: messenger RNA, 647 nt
Organism: Syngnathus acus (greater pipefish)
Lineage: Eukaryota; Metazoa; Chordata; Actinopteri; Syngnathiformes; Syngnathidae
Gene: chchd7
Product: coiled-coil-helix-coiled-coil-helix domain containing 7
Exons: 4
Coding region: 174-431 (85 amino acids)
Source: RefSeq, a predicted model, not a curated record